Messenger RNA from Cetraspora pellucida, 198 nucleotides. NCBI's taxonomy places the organism in Eukaryota, Fungi, Glomeromycota, Glomeromycetes, Diversisporales, Gigasporaceae. The record is from the annotation of a GenBank genome assembly.
AUUUAUCCUACUUUAGAUUUCUUAAUCUUUUAUAAAGAUAAUGAACAUUUAGCUUUAUUCAAAGUUCCAAUUCCAAUUAAAUUUUUUCGACAACUUGUUAAUUUUGCUGAAAAACAAUUCAUGAAAAUCAAUAAAACCAAUCAUAAUAUUAAUUAUCAAACCUAUUACUUCUAUGAAUACUUUAAAGCUUUCUUUUAA